Darwinula stevensoni is the source of this 945-nucleotide messenger RNA. The record is from the annotation of a GenBank genome assembly. NCBI's taxonomy places the organism in Eukaryota, Metazoa, Arthropoda, Ostracoda, Podocopida, Darwinulidae.
AUGGGAUACGGCCAUUCCACGCCCUAUACCGUGGGAGGGAAGAUCUUCACGAUGAUCUACGCCACGAUCGGAAUCCCUCUGGGGCUCGUCAUGUUCCAGAGCAUCGGUGAACGCCUCAACAAAUUCUCUUCCAUCAUCAUCAAACAGGUGAAGAAACUUCUCAAGUGCGAGCGCGUGGAAGCCACGGAGGUGAACCUGAUCUGCGUCGUCACGACGUUAUCGACGGUCAUCAUCACGUCCGGUGCGGCCGUGUUCUCCCAUUACGAGGACUGGACCUAUUUCGAAUCCACGUAUUAUUGCUUCAUCACGCUGACCACGAUCGGGUUCGGGGACUACGUGGCCCUGCAGAACGGAGACUUGAAUUCGAACCCGCGUUACGUCGUCUUCUCCCUCAUCUUCAUCCUGUUCGGCCUCACGGUCGUCGCCGCCAGCGUGAACCUCCUCGUCCUCAGGUUCGUGACGAUGAACACGGAGGACGAGAGGAAGGACGAGCUGGAGGCGAUGCGAACCGCGCAGGGGGCGGUGCGAUUGGAGGGGGAUGUCAUCACGACCAACGGAUCCAUCAUCAGUGGGCAUUUGCCGCGCGAAGCCGCUAGUCUUUCGGAUGUCGCGAGUGUGUGCAGCUGUAAGUACUGCGACUGCUGGUCCCGGCUCCUGCGCCGGACUAAGGCGGGUCGGGCGAGGGCCCGAGCCCGGUCUCGAGCGCGGCUACACACGCACUCCUUGAACGUGGUGAGCGGCAGCCGGAACGGCAGCGGCCGGGACCGGACAACAGUGACCGUCUCCAAGCCGUUUCUCGUCCCCAUGCAGACAUUCCGGAUGGCCGGUUCCUCGGCGCAGGAUCCAGACGUGGACAACGUGUCCAGUUUCGAGGAGGACUACUGCGCGCAGAGGUAUCGAGAUGAGGCUGGGGAUUCCCUCUCGGAGGACAGAGCUUCCGUCUGA